Molecule: messenger RNA, 3731 nt
Organism: Anopheles arabiensis
Lineage: Eukaryota; Metazoa; Arthropoda; Insecta; Diptera; Culicidae
Product: nuclear transcription factor Y subunit gamma-like
Exons: 3
Coding region: 1309-2730 (473 amino acids)
Biological process (GO): regulation of DNA-templated transcription
Cellular component (GO): CCAAT-binding factor complex; nucleus
Molecular function (GO): DNA binding; protein heterodimerization activity; DNA-binding transcription activator activity, RNA polymerase II-specific
Source: RefSeq, a predicted model, not a curated record
AACGGCGGUGCCGCGCGUUUACACCCGCCGGUCGAACGCUUGCACCGUUGUUUACCGUACCGCGAGCGGCAAUAAAAACCAUCCGCCGGCCACUGUUGCGACCCGUUUCGGGGUGAACAAGGGUGCGGCAACGACUGACGAACGAUCCCGCAGGACGGGGCCACCCCGCACGCACACGAUCCCGCGGUACCGUACCGCCGGGUCAGCACCCGGACGCGGCAUAGCAAACGGCCGCACCGCCAAUGUGACGACGCUCUGUGUGUAGCGAACCAGCCAGCGAAGCGCCAGGCAGUGGCGACAGCCGAACAGCAGCAGCCUGGUUGGUCGACAUCGUGCCCGAUUGGUGGCCAAUAGGAGAGCGAAUCAUUGCGCGCAUCGGUUUCUAUUGGUACUGCCUGCCCACCGUGCGAUACGAACGAACACCUUCCGCAGGGGUUGGAGGGGUGAGGGCAAGAGGGAAAGAAAACCCAGCGACCAAAGGGCACGGCGAGCGGCGUGUGUGCAAGCGGUGCGAAGAGCUGUGUUGUGGUUUGUGUUUUUUUUGCGUUGGUGCGUGCUGCUUUUCUUCGUGUGUGUGUGUGAUUGUGUGCGCGUCCACUGGCCGCUGGUUGUUUCCGGGUGAGCAGGGGGACGGGGCGGCGGUGCGCCCGCAGUAGUGCCCGAGCGACAACAGUGAACAACAUAAUGGCAAAUGUAAACAAGAAGCGCCCAGCCGGGAAUGCUCGGGCAGCAGGGUGAGAGUGGCACGGGCACCCGACUCGUCGUGAGAGUACCUUCUUCCCAUCCUCCCUUCUGCCAGGAGCCUGGCCAGAGUGGGGAGCAGGGGUGGUGAGAUUGGUGGGAGACGCAAUCAACUUGUGAGCCAGGACACUUACUUCCGGGGUGGUUUUUUUUCCCGCGAGCCACAAUCAAGCCAGUGGCUAAAAAGGUAGCUCCGUUUCUGCCUGUACACAAACACAAUCAAACACAAACAAACACAAACACACACGGUCAGUGAUAUAUUAAUUGUUUCUUGUUCGCGUAAUUCGGGCCCGCCAACAAUAAUAGCCAGCGACGUUCGGGCGUCCAGCGUGCACGAGUGAUCCCCUUCCCCCUCCACCCCCUUCCACCCGCUCUCGCGGGUCAGGAAACGGUUGUGCGGGUGGGGUUGUAGCAGGGUGAUGAGGUGUGCUGCACCAUGCUCGGCGCACGAUAGCAGCAUUACCACCCAGCCGCAACAACACGCAGAAGAGGAAGAAGAAGAAGAAGGGGAGGAAGAGGAGGACGAUCGUCCUUGCCACCACGCACCCACCGCAUCAACCGGUGACCAUGGAGACGCCAAAGAAAUCGGUGGCCGCUGCGGCCUCGUCGUCGUCCACUGCAGCGCCACCGGGCAGCAGAUCGGGCACGUCGACGAGCAGCAGCAGCAAUAGCAACACGGCAACCACCACCACCACCGCCACGACAACGACCAUCAACAGCGCGCUGGCGGCCACAGCGGCGGCACCGUGCGGCAAGGAGGCCCCGACCGAGGCCCAGCGCAACAUCCAGCGGUUCUGGCCGGGCGUGAUGCGCGAGGUCCAGCAGAUCGAGUACGUCGAGUCGGGCAACCAGCUGCUGCCGCUCGCCCGCAUCAAGAAGAUCAUGAAGCUGGACGAGGAGGUGAAGAUGAUCUCGUCCGACGCGCCACUACUCUUCGCCAAAGCGAUCGAAAUCUUCAUCCAGGAGCUGACGCUCCGGGCCUGGCUGCACACCGAGCACAACAAGCGGCGGACGCUGCAGCGGAGCGACAUCGCGAUGGCGAUCACCAAGUACGAUCAGUUCGACUUUCUGAUCGACAUCGUGCCGCGGGACGAGAUCAAGGGCAGCUGGAAGGUGUUUGACGGUCCGGGGCAGGAUGAGUGUGCAGCUGGUAGUGCCGGCGGCUCGGCUAGCACCGGGGGCGGUGAAGCGGUGGCUUCCGCGUCCACCGCGGCCACGAGCGAGGGAGCGCCGGGCGGUACGAACGGGACGGCGGACGACAUGCAGUACAUCAUGCAGCUGGCCCAGCAGCACCGGCUGGUACUCCCCGGCACGGACAAGGGCUCCAGCACCGCCACCACCAACACCACCAGCACCACCGCCGCCACCACCUCCUCCCUGACGAACGGGGCGACGACCGUGCUGGACCUCGCGACGGUAAUGACCGGCACGCAGCAGCUGCAUCAGCUAUCGACGGUGGCGGCGGCAACCAAGCCGGCGAAAGGGGUCGUCGCGGGGACGGAGCAGGAGACGGCGGGCGCCACGCUACUGCCCUCACCAGCCCAGCCCACGAUACAGACUGCGACCGGACAGAGCCUCAUCCUGGCGAACGGGGGCACUGGGGCGCCGGGUGGCAUUGCGAACGGUAGCGGCCAGCUCGUGCCCGCCAGCCAAUCGGUCCAGCUGCUGCAGCACGUCAUGACGCCGACGGGCGAAAUCACGCAGAUACCGAUUUCGAUACCACAGAACCAGCUGAACUUUCUGCGCACGGCCGGUCCCAGCGGAGCACCGAACAGUGGCCAGCCGUUCUUCAUCCAGACGGCACCAAUGCAGAGCGGGCCCACGAUCAUACACACCGGCCCGACCAGCGUCUUUCUCAGCGCCAAUCAGCUUCAGCAACUGCAACAGCAGCAACAGCAACAGCAGCAACAGCAACAGCAAAACAAUCACAAUCAACCACAGCAGCAGCAGCAGCAGCUGCAAAGCAACCAUCAACACCAAAGGGAUUAAACGCUUUGACCGUGUACGGCGAUUGUAGAUUGUAGAUAAAGCGCGUACCGCAAGCGUUAACUGUAGUGAUGGGUAAGAUUGGCACUCCGAUAGUUUCGGAAUCGGACUUUCGGAAAAGGAUGGGACUCCGAUAGUUUCGGAAUCGAUUCCGGAAGAUAGGUGAACUGUGAAGCGUCCCGAACACCGUUAGUAGUACUUUAAGUUUGUGAAUCCCCCUUUUAGAGAGGACGACAGAGAAGGAAAGAGAGAGAGAGAGAGAGAGAGAGAGAGAGAGAGAGAGAGAGAGAGAGAGAGAGGGAGUAGCAUAAGUACAAUUGUGCAGAGAACGGCUCAGCUGAGGGGUUGUUUUGUAGAAAAGUUUAUCCCCUUUUUGGUUUCAGUUGAGCUGAUAUUAACUUGAUUGCGACAUUAAAUUGUUCCACACACACACAGACAUACACUCCCAGCAGUAGGGAAAGUAAUGCAUUUGUUGCCUAUGUACGACCUUUCACCGUACGCUGGGGCAGGAUUGUAUUUUAGAUGUCCCUUUGAGGCCCUGGUGCUGGCCAGUAGCUAGUAGUAUACUGUCAUUCCGUCGUCUCAGACACACACACAAUUUUGUGACCCGGUCUGACGUCCUGCAAAAACUUAAAACAAAAACAAAAAAACGAAAAUAGUGUACAGCACAGUGUAAUCCCGUUGUGCAGAAUCGUGAUAUUGCAUGGGUUACAGGGAAAACACAUCUAAUAAACCACACACACACAGUGUAUUGUGACUGUGUGUGUGUGGUUUUGUUUUCUAUCUCAAAGCUAGGACAAAGUAAAAGAGUUACACAAACACUGAAGAACAAAUCAUUGUAAGGAAAUUAGGUAUGCACUCUAGACAAGUCCCAGGCGUCCUUGAAUUUUGGAACUCUAUUUUCUAUCAUUUUUUUUUUAAAUUUCUUUGUUUGUGCACCUUUAAACCCAUUACGAAUGCAUUGAAAUAGAAGUUUAGGCCCCAGACGUUGGCCACCAGACGAA